Molecule: messenger RNA, 453 nt
Organism: Clonostachys rhizophaga
Lineage: Eukaryota; Fungi; Ascomycota; Sordariomycetes; Hypocreales; Bionectriaceae
Source: the annotation of a GenBank genome assembly
AUGGCGGUCCUGGCUCGGGAGCUGGGGUUACACUUAGUUGUCUCGGUAGGCAGCGGCGUCACCCGAAUCCGCCCUGGAGAUCGCGUCUUCGGUCUUUAUCGCAGUACAUCAGCUGCUGUCAACGACCCUGCCCAAGGCGCAUUCCAAAGUUAUACUGAAGACCUGACCUCGAAUAUCACAACUUCAGAGACCCCAUACCCAGAAGCCUCUCUCUUUCCCUUGGCAAUGUUGACGGCUUCUUCUGCACUGUUUGACAGGGCGCAGCUCGGUCUCUACCUUCCAGAGCAGCAGGCAAGGCCAUCUUCUGGCAAGGCAGUUAUCAUAUGGGGUGGAUCUUCCAGCGUUGGGUGCUGCGCUAUCCAGCUUGCUGUCGCCGCCGGGUACGAGGUAUAUAUUCCCGCUUCGACACACAACCAUGCCUUGAUGCAAAAAAUAGGCGCUACACACGCAUGA